AUGGCCGUCGGCCUCGAUACGUGUUGGUUGAAGAUGUACGAAAGUCGCUGGAGGACAAGUCUUGAGGCAGAAUCCGUCCAUUUCAUUGGAAGUCUAAAAACUCAUCCGUGCAAUGGAGAAGACACCAACACAUAUAACCCUGGAGGAGCUCUGAGUGAGAAAGAUCCUGAGUGUUUAUACAUGGAAGACACCAACACACUUCAGCCACACCCUAUCCCUGCCACAACGAAUGUUAGAGAGGUCCCUACAUCAGCUAUUGAGCUUACCAAAGAACCUACAAUAGCUUCCCCUUCCAAGGAGCGAAUAUAUGUGCCUCAAGUUCCUUUUCCACAAAGACUACAGAAGCACAAGAGAGAUCAACAAACAACGGAUAUUCUGGAAUUAUUUAGAAAGGUUCAAAUAAAUAUUCCAUUGUUGGAUGCAGUGAAGCAAAUCCCAACUUAUGCUAAAUUCCUCAAGGAUCUUUGCACAAACAAGCGAAAGUUUGCUACACAUGAGAAAGUGAUGUUGUUCGAGGAAUGCAGUGCAGUUCUCCUUAAGAAAUUGCCACCAAAACUUAAGGAUCCAAGGAGUUUUACAAUUUCUUGCAUUAUUGGAAAUUUACAUAUUGAAAAGGCUUUAAUUGAUUUGGGUGCAAAUAUACUCAUCAAAGUGGAUCAAUUUGUUCUUCUAGCAAAUUUUAUCAUCCUUGACAUGGAGGAAGAUAGAGAAGUUUCCAUCAUUAUGGGACAUCCUUUUAUGGCUACUGCUGGUACCAUAAUUGAUGUGAAGAAAGGUUUAUUGUCCAUGAUUGUGCAAGGCCAAACUGUUGAGUUCAAGGUGUUUGAGGCCAUUAAGAAGCCCGUGGAGAUGGACGAGU
Molecule: messenger RNA, 859 nt
Organism: Prunus avium (sweet cherry)
Lineage: Eukaryota; Viridiplantae; Streptophyta; Magnoliopsida; Rosales; Rosaceae
Source: RefSeq, a predicted model, not a curated record